GAUGCGGGGCUGGUCUACCGCUGGGGCGACGUCAGCGAGACCGAGCUGGACCUCGUGACACAGGGGCUCGGCAAGCACUGCGAGAUCGCGGCGCCCGGCCCCGACGAGAAGGACGACAAGAUCGGUUUCUUGCUCAACAGGCCCGCGACCUGGGAGGGGGGAAGGCUGCUGCGGGGGUGCGACCCCAGGCGUAUCGAGCUGGCGUUCGCGGAGCUAGGCCUGGUAGGUGCCACGCCAAAGUCGACGCGAGGGGCGAAGGUGACCAAGCUGGAGCGGAAGGCGGCCAAGCCUCUACCCCCAGCUGCGAUGAGUGCAGACAGGAGCGCGGCGGCCAGGAUCGGCUACAUCUCCCACGCGCCGGCCGAGCUUAACCUGACGCAGCUGAAGCACAUCGGCGGGGGCCUGGUGGGCACGCCGAGGGUCGCGCUGGAGUUCAGGGCCCAGGCUCGAGCGGAGAUGGCGACGGCGCUCGAGGGCACCGACUACGGAGGCUGUCCUAUUAUGAGGCGCAGCAGCCUCGGUGGCGUGGUGCUGGACGGCGUGAACCCCCUGAUGGCAUGGUCGGUGGCGCAGGCGAUCUCGCCACCAUCGUGCGGAGAAAACGAGCUGCGCGGCUGCGUGAAGGCAUGCGCGGAGGGAUUCGGAGUGAUAUCGGGCUUCGGCGACUUGGGCGAGCAGAAGGCGCUGCGGGUUGGGGUGGACUCGUCGGCUGCGCUGGGCGUCGCGCGCAGGAUUUGCCUGGGGAAGCUCAAGCACAUCGACGCCAGAUACCUCUGGGCCCAGCACGCGCGCAAUCAGAACAGACUGGCGGUGUUCAAGGUGCUGGGGGCCUCGAACGGCGCCAACCCCAUGACAAAGUACGUGGACAAGAGCCCGCCCAACUAUGACAUGUAG
Messenger RNA from Prorocentrum cordatum, 894 nucleotides. Lineage: Eukaryota; Dinophyceae; Prorocentrales; Prorocentraceae. The record is from the annotation of a GenBank genome assembly.